This is a messenger RNA of Thunnus maccoyii (southern bluefin tuna), 1090 nucleotides long. RefSeq names its product gamma-crystallin S-1-like. The transcript has 4 exons. The record is from RefSeq and is a predicted model, not a curated record. NCBI's taxonomy places the organism in Eukaryota, Metazoa, Chordata, Actinopteri, Scombriformes, Scombridae. Gene Ontology annotation, biological process: visual perception; lens development in camera-type eye. The coding region runs from base 16 to 573 and encodes 185 amino acids. Gene Ontology annotation, molecular function: structural constituent of eye lens.
UCUUCAAAGAGCUGGAUGGAUCACACAGGGCAAGGCAAACCAGCCAACAUGGGGAAGAUCAUCUUUUAUGAGGACAAGAACUUCUCUGGGCGCCAUUUUGAGUGCAGCAGCGACUGUGCGGACUUGAUGUGCGUCCUCAACCGCUGCAAUUCCAUCAAGGUGGAGAGCGGCUCCUUCAUGAUCUAUGAAAAACCCAACUACAACGGCAACCAGUACUACCUGAAGAGAGGAGAGUUUCCUGACUACCAACACUGGAUGGGUGUCAGUGACUCAGUCAGCUCCUGCCGACUCAUUCCCACGGAACCUGGGUUGUUCAACAUGCGCCUGUAUGAGCGGAUAGAGUUCGGAGGUCAGAUGAUGGAUCUGGUGGACGACUGUCCCUGCGUCAUGGACCGCUUCCACACAAACGACAUCUUCUCCUGCAAUGUGACCAACGGCAACUGGCUCUUCUAUGAGCACCCAAACUACCGAGGCAGGAUGUACCUGAUAAGGCCUGGAGAGUACAAGAGGUUUAGCGAGUGGGGUGGCAGGAGCGCCAAGGUCGGCUCCAUCAGACGCAUCAUGGACUACUGAUCUGUUUGAAGGAUCCCGGAAAGGCAUGGAGGUUUUUGGAAAGGCUUCAUGCUCAGACCACAGCCAGACAACAAGACUUUAGUACAAAAUACUGUACCUGAAUCAAGAUGUUAUGAUACUGAAGGCCCAGGACAAAGAGGUGGUGAUAUGUGUGGUGAUAUUUGGGAAUUACACUUCAAAGAUUAAGACAAGAUCUUAGUGUCCUGUAAACACUCCGAAAUAUUAAUCCCAAUCAGAAUGGUAUGUUUUCCUGAUGUAAGGAUUAUGGACUCAAAGAAGAGACUCGGUGGAAAGCAUUCAAGAGCAACAACGGAACGUUUUUGGGCCUGUUCUUGAUCAAACACUCACCAUCGUAAUAAAGCAAUUGCAAAAUGGAGUCUUCAAAGUCCAUUUAGUUGUGAGGAGGACCUCAGAGAUAGUAUCUCCAUUUUUAAAAUGUACUGUUAUUUGUGAAUACUGUAACCUUUAGGAUAAAUGUCCAUAGAUGCACAGUGGCUUGGCUCAGAGACAGCAUUGA